Prinia subflava (tawny-flanked prinia) is the source of this 3293-nucleotide messenger RNA. RefSeq names its product polypeptide N-acetylgalactosaminyltransferase 5 (gene GALNT5). The transcript has 10 exons. Gene Ontology annotation, biological process: protein O-linked glycosylation. The record is from RefSeq and is a predicted model, not a curated record. Gene Ontology annotation, molecular function: polypeptide N-acetylgalactosaminyltransferase activity. Gene Ontology annotation, cellular component: Golgi apparatus. Lineage: Eukaryota; Metazoa; Chordata; Aves; Passeriformes; Cisticolidae. The coding region runs from base 1 to 2850 and encodes 949 amino acids.
AUGAGCGGGCUGCGGCGGCUGUUCCGCGGCAGCGGCCGGGCCCUGGCCUUGGUGUUCGCCGCCUCGGUGGCCUGGGUGCUGCUCGACAUGGCCGCUCUCCGCCUCUCGCUGGGCGAGGCGGGCGGGCGGCUGCUGCGGGAGGCGGCGGGGCAGCGGCAGCGGCCGGGGCCGGGGUUGGGGCCGGGGUUGGGGCCGGGGCCGGGGUUGGGGCCGGGGCCGGGAUUGGGGCGGGCGCGGCCCCGGCGCGGCCCCGAGGCGCCGGCGAAGGCGGCGGAGCCGGGAGCAGCCCCCGCCGGGCGCGGGGCCGGGGGCUGGCGGAGAGGCGGCGAUGCCCCCGGGCCCCCGGGCCCCGGGCGCGGCGGGGCGGGCACGGCGCUCCUCGGAGCCCGCCCGAGCCAGCAGCGUCCCUCCGGCACGGCGGGACCCACCGGGCCGGCAGCGCAGCCUGGACCAGGGGAAACAAACACGGGACGGAAAGAAACUUCCUCCAAAACUCCCUUCAUCCUCAUUAGCAAAGAGGAGGCGAACCUCGCCAGCCCCGCAGCCCCGCGCCGUGGGCCCCACUCCGCGGGCAGCGCCACAAGGAGACCUGGAAAGCACAAAGAACUCGCUGGCAAGAGCAGCGAUGGUGCCCACGCUGCCACUGCCACUGCUGGGGCCACCGCCACGGGCGGCCAGAGCCGGACGCUGGGUGCGACACCAGGAGCAGCUCCGGGAGCGGCUGGCACUGGCCAGGAUGGGCAGGAACAGACGGGAGCAGCUCCUGGAAGAGCUGGCACUGGCCAGGAUGGGCAGGAGCAGAGGGGAGCAGCUCCUGGAAGAGCUGGCACUGUCCAGGACGGGCAGGAACAGAGGGGAGCAGCUCCGGGAGCGGCUGGCACUGGCCAGGAUGGGCAGGAGCAGAGGGGAGCAGCUCCUAGGGUGGCUGGCACUGGCCAGGAUGGGCAGGAGCAGAGGGAAGCAGCUCCUGGAGCAGCUGGCACUGGCCAGGAUGGGCAGGAACAGGGGAGAGCAGCUCCUGGAAGAGCUGGCACUGGCCAGGAUGGGCAGGAACAGAGGGGAGCAGCUCCGGGAGCAGCUGGCACUGGCCAGGAUGGGCAGGAACAGAGGGGAGCAGCUCCUGGAGCAGCUGGCAAUGGCCAGGAUGGGCAGGAGCAGGGGAGAGCAGCUCCUGGAAGAGCUGGCACUAGCCAGGAUGGGCAGGAACAGAGGGGAGCAGCUCCGGGAGCGGCUGGCACUGGCCAGGAUGGGCAGGAACAGAGGCGGAGCAGCCCCGGGAUGCACAGAGUUCUGUCCAUGGAUGCAACACUUGCCCCGAGAGACCCCCGAGCUCCCGGCCAGUUUGGACACCCUGUUGUUGUUCCUGAUGAUAAACAAGAGGAAGCCAAAAGCAGAUGGAAAGAAGGAAACUUUAAUGUCUACCUCAGCGAUCUGAUCCCUGUGGAUCGAGCCAUCGCAGACACCAGGCCUGCCGGGUGCUCCGAGCAGCAGGUCCACGACGACCUGCCCAGCACCUCUGUCAUCAUGUGCUUUGUGGACGAGGUGUGGUCGGCGCUGCUGCGCUCCGUGCACAGCGUGCUCGGCCGCUCCCCGCCGCGCCUGCUCCACGAGAUCAUCCUGGUGGACGACUCCAGCACCAAGGAGUACCUGAAGGAGCAGCUGGAUGCGUACAUGUCGCACUUCCCGAAGGUGAAGAUCCUGCGCCUCAAGGAGAGGCACGGCCUGAUCCGGGCCAGGCUGGCGGGAGCCCAGAUCGCCACAGGCGCCGUGCUGACGUUCCUGGACUCGCACGUGGAGUGCAACGUGGGGUGGCUGGAGCCGCUGCUGGACAGGGUCCGCCUGCGCCCCUCCAAGGUGGCCUGCCCUGUCAUCGAGGUCAUCAGCGACAAGGACAUGAGUUACAUGACCGUGGACAACUUCCAGCGUGGGAUUUUUACUUGGCCAAUGAAUUUCGGAUGGAAGCAGAUUCCACAGGAGGUCAUUGAGAAAAAUAAAAUCAAGGAGACUGAUAUAAUAAGGUGCCCUGUCAUGGCAGGUGGCCUCUUCUCCAUCGAUAAGAAGUAUUUCUUUGAGCUGGGAAUGUACGACCCAGGACUGGAUGUCUGGGGAGGGGAAAAUAUGGAGAUUUCAUUCAAGGUCUGGAUGUGCGGAGGAGAGAUCGAGAUAGUCCCGUGCUCCAGAGUCGGGCACAUUUUCAGGAACGACAACCCUUAUUUCUUCCCGAAGGACCGGGUGAGGACGGUGGAGCGGAACCUGGCCCGCGUGGCCGAGGUGUGGCUGGACGAGUACAAGGAGCUCUUCUACGGGCACGCCUACCACCUGCUGCUGAGCAGCGUGGAUGUGGGGGACCUGACCCAGCAGAUGCAGCUGCGCAAGAGGCUCCGGUGCAAAAGCUUCCGCUGGUACCUGGAGAACGUCUACCCGGACCUGGAAGCUCCCCUGGUUAAAGCCAGUGGGCUGCUCAUUAACGUGGGCCUGGAAGGAUGCAUCACUGUGGAAGGCUCCACCCUGGCUUUUGAGGAGUGUGAUGUUAACAACGCGAACCAGAAGUUCAACUACACCUGGCUGAGGCUGAUCCAGCACGGAGAGCUCUGCCUUGCCCCAGCCGGCGUCGUGGGAGCCGUGGGCCUGCGCCGCUGCCAGGGCAGGAGCCGCAGCCUGGCCUGGCUGCACAGGUCUCUGGCCACUGUCCGGCCAGGGCUGACCGACCACCUCAUCUCGGAGCACCAGCACCUCCCGCGGCCGGCGUGCCUGGAGGUGGAUCCCUCCUUCCGAGCGCUGAGGGUGAGGGGCUGCGACCCCGCCAGCGCCCACCAGAAGUGGCGGUUUGGCAGCUACCACGCGGACUGAGGGCAGGACCGCGGGGACACCGCGGGGACACCGCGGGGACACUGCGGGGACACCGCGGGGACACCACGGGCUCAGCCAGGGACACCACGGGGACACCGCGGGGACACCGCGGGGACACCACGGGCUCAGCCAGGGACACCACGGGGACACCGCGGGGACACCGCGGGGACACCGCGGGCUCAGCCGGGGACACCGCGGGGACACCACGGGCUCAGCCGGGCCUCGCUGGGGCUGAUGGCCACUCCCGAAGGGAACGGGCGUUUCCAAGGGAGAACUGAAAUCCGAGAUUUGACAUCAGCUCCUGGAGGGAUCCGAGCACCCAGGGCAGCACCGCUGGUGUGGCAGUGCCUCAACAGAUCGGCGUUGUUUUCUCUCGCUGUGGGAGACUUUGGGAAAAACUCACUUUCUGUAUCAUUAAAUGGAAAUAUUUUUUGAAGUCCCCA